AUGUCCUCGCAAGCAGCUCCUCAGACGACGGCCUCGCAAACGGCUUCGCAAAACCAAACAGGCUCUGAAGCAGCUUCACAGCAGAUGGCCGGGCCUCCCCCUCCAGUAUCCAACUCGCCCGCUCUCAACAUUCUCCCUUCGAACCAGCCCGCCGUUAACAACGCUGUAUCCUCGCCUUCGCUGCCUUCUCCUCACCAUCUACCUGCCAGCAUCGCCAUGAAAGACAACGCGGGCGUUGAUCCUGGUCCCGGACCAACACGACAUCCCCGUCCCCUGACCGCCGCCGAUCUGCAUUUGCAACUGGAAAAGGAACAAGAGGCAGUGGUCAACCGCCUCAGUCGUGAACUCAGCAUGCUCCGCGCUGCGCAGAACGCAUCGGUUGUCUCGAAUGCAUCCGUCAUCUCGAAUGCUUCCUCGGCUUCAGCUAGCGUUUCGGGUGCUGAAUCCGUACCGAUUGGCGACGCGUAUGUGGGAUCCGGUGCUCCAGGACUAUCCCAUCAUCGGGUUAGCAUGCACAAUCGUACAUCUUCUAGCGCCAGCACGCGCAGCCUCACAGCCAACGCCGGUUCUAUCUCGACAUCACUCACUGGUAUCUCGUCGCCUGCCCCGAUUCGCCCAACCCAGCCGCUCCCCAUCGGCGGUAUCAGCUUGAGCAGGCAGAACAGUGCUGCUUCCAGACGGAGUCAGGCAGGAUCACCAUCCUCUGCUCACUUCAUGGGCAGCUACUCGGGUGCUCUUCCGAUGCACAGUUUCACACCCUCAUCGAACCCUGGCGAUCCUUCGACGGUCAACUAUUUUGCCCAUCGCCUGUCCGGUGCAUUUCAUUCAACGGCUGCAACGCCCGGAUCGAUCCCCACUAGUGACCAUUCUCCAGCUAUCUUGCCAGGAACCCCUCGCUAUGAGGAGACGGCCUUCUAUCGUAGCGAGCUGGAGUCUGUGAAGAGAGAGAAUGAAGCGCUGAAACGACGAGUCCGGGAGUUGGAACGCAUGGUCCGCGAGCGACGGGCUAGCGAUGCUAGCCGCGCAAGCCAAGGCGGUGCAGGGUCACUAGCCCCGCGGACCCGGAGCGACAGUACUAGUACCACUGCCAGCGUUAGUGUUACUGCUAGUACUGCUGCCACCGGCGGUGUCAGCAUUGCUGCGCCGAGGGAUGCUGAUCCUACGGCAAGAGCGGAACGACCGAGAGUGGUCAGUGCAAUCAGCAGCAUCGCGGUUGGUGUACCGGACGACGAGGUGAAGGUUGGCGAGAGUGCCGCUAGCUCAGGUCUUGGAGAGCAUGAUAAAAGAAGAAAGCAGGACAAGGGGCCAGAAGCAGAGGGACAGACACAGGCUUAG
This is a messenger RNA of Neurospora hispaniola, 1335 nucleotides long. RefSeq lists its product as uncharacterized. The record is from RefSeq and is a predicted model, not a curated record. The transcript has 2 exons. Bases 1 to 1335 code for a protein of 444 amino acids. NCBI's taxonomy places the organism in Eukaryota, Fungi, Ascomycota, Sordariomycetes, Sordariales, Sordariaceae.